UUUGAAUAUAUAUAUAUAAUAUUAGUAUUGUUAAUAAACUGCAACCACUGCUAUGACUGCUUCUAUGGGGAUUUUCUCUUUACAGUGUCCCAAGCUUGCCACCUUAAAAAGGCCGCAGGUGGAUGCCAGGCUCAGCAUUUGAGAUACUACUACGAUUCUAUUCAUGACAAAUGCAAAAAGUUCCUCUGGACCGGAUGCUUUGGAAACGGAAACAGAUUUUUUGACCACGGCAGCUGCAACGCCACCUGUGAUGGCAUUCACGAUGAGGGCGACGAAGAAGAGGAGGUGGAGUCAGACACUCCUAUUGCAAUCAUCUGUGGCGUUCUGCUCGCUCUCAUUGUUGCCGGUAUCUUCAUAACUGUGACCGUCUUGACCAUUCAGUCAAAGAAAAAGAACCCCAAGAAGAAGUCAUCAGGGAAAAGUAAAGACCCUGAAGUACCUCUUCAGGAGAAGGGGACUGAAGUGGCAUAAAAUCACAUCACCUCGAUAGCAACAUGUGGAGUCUUUAGUUUUGUAUUAUAACUCUACCAGUCUUGAUACCACACAUAUCAACUGAUUAAAACAUUUAAGUUGAA
Sebastes umbrosus (honeycomb rockfish) is the source of this 575-nucleotide messenger RNA. RefSeq names its product BPTI/Kunitz domain-containing protein. The record is from RefSeq and is a predicted model, not a curated record. The transcript is spliced from 4 exons. The annotation marks the transcript as partial. NCBI's taxonomy places the organism in Eukaryota, Metazoa, Chordata, Actinopteri, Perciformes, Sebastidae. Gene Ontology annotation, molecular function: serine-type endopeptidase inhibitor activity.